CCGACCCGACAUAAAUAAACUGUAACACAUCCCGGAAGUGACCAUGAGGAUGACGGACGAAAACAAUCUUGCGAGCCCAGAAAUUUCCACGGAUGAUGUUAAAAACCUUAUUAAAAAGAAAGACGACAUCGAGGAGCAAAUAAGAGCUUACUACGAUGUUCUGGAAGAUCAAGGUGUCGGUCUCGACGGUCCCUUGGUGGACACAGAAGGCUACCCGAGGUCCGACGUCAACUUGUACCAGAUAAGAACCGCCAGACACAACAUUUCAUGCUUGCAGAAUGACCACAAGGCCAUCAUGGUGGAGAUAGAAGAAGCCUUGCACAGGCUGCACGCUCGAGAGAAGGCCAAGAGGCAGCGUGACGAGACAGAAGCCCAGGAGGAGGCUAUGGUGCUGCAGGUCACGCUUCCCCCCGCCUUUGCACGCGUAGAUACCGUCACGCAGGGCUCGCCGGCCUCUGGAGCUGGCCUCAAAGUCGGUGAUGAAGUCAUCGAGUUUGGUUCGGUGAAUACAGAGAACUUUCAAAGUCUCCACAACAUUGCCUCCGUGGUGCAGCAUAGCGAAGGGAAGCCACUUCGAGUGACGGUGAUCCGGGAGGGUCAGAAAGCUCACAUGAGUCUGACCCCACAGAGGUGGUCUGGCAGAGGUCUACUGGGGUGCAAUAUUGUCCCAAUCCCACGGUGAUCAUCAACCACAACAUCACAAUAGACCAUGCCUCUUACCCAUCUGUUUGCUUUAUUCACCAGGAAUAAAACCUUGCGAUGUUACAUUUGGGCUGACUUGUCUGAAAUGUCACAUUGGGAUGAGACGUCCACAGGACAUUUGAUUAGGCACCCUCUAACGCAAAAACAAUCAGCCUUUCUGAAAGUAAUGCAACAGUAUGUUUAUUAUAGUGGUUUGGUUACCUUAGCUAUCCACAUGACCUAUUAGAAAGCACACUAUUAUAUUUGAAAAAAAACAAAAAGCUGGUUGUAAUGUGGAUUUUAUUAGGUAAAAAAGUCAUUUGUUGAGCUACGUCAGAUAUUAGGAACUGAAUGUUUGCAUUUAGUAAGGAAAAUAUUUUCCACAAAAAAUAGCUUCUACAUUUUAAAAAAUCAGAUGCAUGCACUAAUGAUUAUUUUAGGCCAAUAAUAAUAAUAAUAAUAUCAUGAUGCUUUGAGUUUCUUCUUUUUGCCUUUAACCAUCUGCGGGAGCUGGAUUUUGAAGGCAGUCCUAAAAAAAUAAAAAAAAAAUCAAUUAAAACAAUAGUUUUGUUCGGUAUAAAAUGUCAAUACAGUCAUCCCUCGCUACAUCACGGUUCCAACAUUGCUCCGCCUAUUUUUAGUCAAAUAAAAUUACAUUUAAGCAAAUUGUAUGGAUUUUUUCCCAACCAUAAAAAUGGUUAAAUGAACUAAAAAAGAAAUAUUCUACAUGGGUCACUCUGUGAUUGUUUAAUGAGACAAUGAGCAGACUUGUUCAUCUGAUGUUUUUUUUUAUUAUUAUUACCUCGGUACGCGCUGCCAUAGCCCACAACAAGCUGAAACUCAACUCUGAACCUCUGACGUCACUUCCUCCCCUACAAGAUCAAUUGCUUGUAUUCUGAUUAUAUUGGUGUGACUAUAGGGGUGUUACUGAAUCUCUAACGGGCUCUAAAAUGUGGCCCGCAGGACACUAGUUUGAGGCCCCCGCCUUGAUAUGAAAGUUUAAUGUUAGUGCGGCCCGCGCAAGUUUGAUAUGGAUGCUGUAUGGUAUCAUGUACCCAGAAAAAAUUAUUACGUUUGAUUAAUGUUCAUGUUAAAGGUUAAAUAACUGUUAAUAGUUAUCCUCCCUAUCCGUGUGGAAGUGGUAAGUUUUUGGCUAUUUAAGUUGAAAGGAAAUAACUUGAAGGCUACCGUUUAGGUCACUAGCUCUCUAGUUUGCGAGUUAGCAUGUGUCUCAAGACCCUGCAGUUGCGCAAUAUGUUGUAAAUAAAAAGAGUAUAAAUGUGACUAUAGUCGUGUUUUGUCAUGUCUACAGGGCUCUAAUAAUGCUUUGUUCAUUUUAAUCUGAAAAAAAUAAUUUGUCUACCCACCAACUAUGUGGUUUCUUAGGUUUUUAUUAUUUGUUGUUUUAUUAUUAUUAUUAUAUUUAUUUAUUACUGAUUGAUUGAUUUUCUUUAUUCUUGAUUUGUUCAUUUAUUUUUCAUCUUAUUUUGUGCAGAAAAAUAAAAAUCAAGAUAUUUGAGAACAGUGGAAUGUUUUAUCACAGCUUUUAUUGUAGAAAAUCGGAACCAAAGCACUGAAAAAGUUUGUAUAUUUUUCUGUUUUUAAUAAAUGCGUUGUUUUUUUUUUUUUUGGAAAACCUGAUGCGGCCCAGCCUUACCCAGACCCUAGCUCCAGUGGCCCCCAGGUAAAUUGAGUUUGAGACCCCUGGUUUACAGUAAACACAUUUUCUACGCCAUAACAAUGAAAUGCUCCAUUGAAUCCUACUUUGCAGAAAUUCACUUAUCAUGGACGGGUGUGGAAGCAAUUAGCGGUGAUGAACGAGGGAUUGCUGUAUUUAAACUACAUUAAAAAAAAAAUUUUUUUAAACUUACUCGCAGGUUGUGCAGAUGGGGCUAAAGUUGCAGAAUACUGUUGGGAGAAAGCAGCAUAAAAUGUACUAUUAUAGCAGCAUAAAAGCAGACAAAUCAAUAGACAUGAUAUCAGAUCAAUGACAUGAGUGGCCAUUAAAUAAAAACUCUCAUUAUUACGUCAAAAAAUAUCAUAUAUGAUUAAUGCAACACAUUAUGAUUUCAGAUAUUCAUUCAUUUUCUACCGCUUAUCCUCACGGGGGUCGCUGGAGCCUAUCCCAGCUGUCUUCGGGCGAGAGGCGGGGUCCACCCUGGACUGGUGGCCAGCCAAUCACAGGGCACAUAUAGACAAACAACCAUUCACACUCACAUUCAUACCUAUGGACAAUUUGGAGUUGCUAAUUAACCUAGUAUGAUGGCCGAGGGUGGGAUUGAACUUGAAGCAUUGAAGGUCUGCGCGCUAACCACUAGACCACCGUGCAGCCCGAUUCCAGUUAUUUUACGAUGUAAUUAACAUAGGAAUUGUGUUCUCCACCACACAUUCUUGUAUGUGUACUUUAUAGUUUGGCUGCACUGCCAAAGUGUUGCUCCCUAGCCAAGCUCUUAGUCUAGGAUGAUGGGGUCCGAGCACCGGUUUAGCCGGAUUCACGCCCCGGAUCCCCACCACAGCUUCCAGCUUGAAUGCUGCUCUAGAGGUCAGGAGAACCACGGUGGAGAGCGGCCAGGGAAACUUCUCCAAUCACAGGGCACAUAUAGACAAACAACCAUUCACACUCACAUUCAUACCUAUGGACAAUUUGGAGUCACCAAUUAACUUAGCAUGUUUUUGGAAUGUGGGAGGAAACCGGAGUACCCGAAGAAAACCCACGCAUGCACGGGGAGAACAUGCAAACUCCACACAAAAAUGGCCGAGGGUGGAAUUGAACCCUGGUCUCCUAGCUGUGAGGUCUGCACGAUAACCACUACUCCACCGUGUCGCCCAAAACAACAACAAACAAACCCUAAAACGUGGCACGGCGAGCACUUACUCGACAGGCAAACGGAGCAGACAUAGCCGAUUUCGAUGAGGUUGCGGUGGCAGAAGCACGCCGCUCUGUAGUCCACGUGGGCCGGCGGCGGCAGCACCAGCUGGGAACGCUGCUCCGCGUCGGGCAGGAACACCCACUGUUCGCGGGCACACAACAAAAAGUUUAAGAUCUGCAUGUGAACAAUGCAGCAUUAUUUCUAUGGUUAUCAGUACACAAGCGUAUUUGGGUUAUUGAAGGAGUGAUGCUGUGUUCUCACCAGCAGGUACUGAGCAAGGGCCAACUUCUGCGGUAUCUUAAGGUACAAGCCUCCUGUUAUGUCACAUGCCUACCAAGAACAUAACAAGCGACACCAAAUAAUUACCGAAAACAACAACAAUUCACCAUUAAAGAACUAUAACCAUACCUGCUGGAGGAGACCGGAAUCUGACUCCAACACGCACGCAUCCAUCAAGAUGUUCUGUUUUAAAAAUGGAAAACUACUCAAUAAUACUCUUAUAUAAAGUAUGAAGUGUCAAAGGAAAUGAAGAAUUAAAGGAAGCAACCUGCUUCUGGGCAGCAAAGAUGACGUUCAUAAAGUGCAUGUACUGCAGGGCGCAGUCGUCUGCUGCCUUUAUCACCUAACAGUCGUUUUCAUUCAAUAUUAUUACUCAAAUAUAUAUUUACAAACAAAUUACAA
Molecule: messenger RNA, 4232 nt
Organism: Doryrhamphus excisus (bluestripe pipefish)
Lineage: Eukaryota; Metazoa; Chordata; Actinopteri; Syngnathiformes; Syngnathidae
Gene: psmd9
Product: proteasome 26S subunit, non-ATPase 9
Biological process (GO): proteasome regulatory particle assembly
Cellular component (GO): nucleus; cytoplasm
Molecular function (GO): protein binding
Source: RefSeq, a predicted model, not a curated record